Molecule: messenger RNA, 5270 nt
Organism: Pogona vitticeps (central bearded dragon)
Lineage: Eukaryota; Metazoa; Chordata; Lepidosauria; Squamata; Agamidae
Gene: MFSD11
Product: major facilitator superfamily domain containing 11
Source: RefSeq, a predicted model, not a curated record
UAGCAAUUAACUAACCAAGCUGUGAUAUCUGGAUGCACUUGGAUCUCUGAUUUUAGAAGUUGAACUGGUAGGACUACUUGACUGUUAGUAGAUGUAAAUAGUGAUCUCCAGGUAGGGUUAGGAAAGGAUCUUUUCUAAGUCCUUGGAAGCCUCCGCUAGGCAAAAUAGACGAUACUAAGCUAGAUGGGCCAGUUAUUCAACUUACCGACAAUUUCCUGUGUUCUUAACCUAACAGAGAGAAAUGUUCAGUUCAGUGGGCAUAUCGUACCAUACCUAUGUGUUUUCUACAGUACUGUUACACGGAGGUACAGUAUGUAGAGGGCAAAUAGGAUUAAAGAAAAGUUAAACUCUAAACGACUUGGGCCAGGCUACUUGAAAGACAGCAUCUCCCUUUAUAAGCCCGCCUGAGUUUUAAAAAUAAUCUGGGGAGGCCUUUUCCUUUGUCCUGGCACCCAGCACAGAUAUGUUGGUGAGAACACAAGAGAAGACCUGGUCCUUUUCUUGCUGUCCGUCCACAAAGCAGAACCUUUAAAGAAAAGAGAAGAAGUUUAACCGAUAGACAUUCGCCUGGAUUCAGUGUGACAGCCUCCAGAGAAAACACAAAAUGAAUUCCGAGUCAAAAAAGCAAUUGAACAUCGUUGUUUUAGGAACAGCCUUUAUGUUUAUGUUUACGGCUUUUCAAACAUGUGGAAACGUUGCACAAACUGUCAUCACAAAUCUAAACAAUACAGAUUUUCAUGGCAGUGGCUAUACAAGCAUGGCUGUUAUUUAUGGAGUCUUUUCAGCAUCAAAUCUGAUUUCGCCUUCUGUGGUUGCCAUCAUAGGACCACAAAUAUCCAUGUUUAUAAGUGGCAUUUUUUAUAGCAUAUAUAUUGCCAUUUUUAUCCAGCCUUCUACGUGGACUUUCUACACGGCCUCAGUUUUCCUUGGAAUAGCAGCUGCUGUUCUGUGGACUGCUCAGGGAAACUGUCUGACAGUAAAUUCUAAUGAACACACAAUUGGCAGGAACAGCGGAAUCUUCUGGGCAUUGCUGCAAUCCAGCUUGUUUUUUGGGAACCUUUAUAUAUACUUUGCCUGGCAAGGGAAAUUCCAUAUAUCAGAGAGUGACCGCAGGACUGUCUUCAUUGCUUUAACUGUGAUCAGCCUUGUGGGCACAGUUCUGUUUUUCCUCAUUCGGACCCCAGAAGAAUCCAAUUCAGAGGAAGAACCUCCUGCUGACAACCUUAUGGAGCGCACAUCUGGGCCAAGCGUGAUGACGAAGGCUGUAGAUGCAUUUAAAAGGUCUAUUAAGCUGUGUGCCACGAAAGAGAUUGUGCUGCUCAGCGUUACUACAGCAUAUACAGGUCUGGAAUUAACAUUCUUCUCUGGAGUGUAUGGGACCUGUAUAGGUGCUGUAAAUAAGUUUGGAAAUGAAGAAAAAAGCCUGAUUGGACUCUCUGGUAUUUUUAUUGGCAUUGGAGAAAUAUUAGGUGGGGGAAUCUUUGGUCUCUUGAGCAAGAGCAACCAGUUUGGUAGGAAUCCAGUGGUGAUGUUAGGCAUUGUGGUCCAUUUCAUAGCCUUCUAUUUGAUUUUCUACAACAUACCAAAUGAUGCCCCCAUUGCCUCCAUAGAUGGAACAGACAGUAGAGCAUUCAUGGAACCAAGCAAAGAAGUGGCCAUAUUUUGCAGCUUCUUGUUAGGCCUAGGCGAUAGUUGUUUCAACACUCAACUCCUCAGUAUCUUGGGAUUUCUGUACUCAGAAGACAGUGCCCCUGCCUUUGCCAUCUUUAAAUUCAUUCAGUCUGUCUGUGCAGCCAUCGCUUACUUCUACAGCAACUACCUGUUUCUUCAAUGGCAGCUUCUGAUUAUGGCUGUUGUUGGGUUCUUUGGGACAAUUUCAUUUUUCUCUGUCGAGUGGGCAGCCCCAGCCUUUGUCGCCAAAAGAACGGAUUACAGCAGCAUUUGAUGGGCAUUUUCCUCAGCCAGGGACAAUAUUCACACAGUUACCUUCAUGCACAUAAAUACUUUACUUACUUUCUGGAAAGACUUGUUAGCAUUUUAAAUUACAGAAUAUGGAAUGUCCAAACACCAAAGUUUUGAAAAAAAUUUUUUUUGCUCUUUUUGUCACAAAGGGACAAGUAAAUUCCAUACUGCACUGUGCAAGAAAGAAUGACAGUUGAGAUGCAAAACACCCUAGUUGUUUUCUGCUACUCAGUGCUUGCCUUUCAGCUUCAUCCGUUUUAACUGAGAUUUCAUUCUCAUUUUUUGGUUGUCUCUCUGUGACGCCUUGCAAGUACCAGCAUUUUUUUCUAUGCAUGAGAAGAUUGUUUCCGCACAGUAGAAUAAGCUGAAACACAGUAUCUGGAAAACCAGUUCACUUUGUUGGUUUGUGUGGAAAUCCAUGGAAACAUGGUUUUGAAAUUUCAGGCCCUAUUUUCUCAGAUAAGUCUAAUAUCUUACAUUUAAAUAUGAAGUAAAAUCAGUGUUUUUUUUUUUAAAAAGGAAAGAUAUACAUUGGGAGAUACUAACAUAAGGGAAUUAAGUAUAUUUACACAAAGUAUUUUGCUAAUUUAAUGUGAAGUCUGAGGCAAUGAUUUAAGGUUGACAGCACUUGAAAUCUCUCUCUAUAUUCCCCUGUGUGCUCUGAGACUGUAUUGUAUUUUCUCACAAUGAUGUUCCUUAUCAUUAUGUUUGCUGUUACAAUGUUGUUUAGGAUGUGCAUUCCAGAAGGCCCCAAAGACAUCACUAUAAUGGUCCCACAAAUAUUUAGAUAUUUUAGUGGCCUCAGUGGAUUUACUGUGGCCUCUCUUGUGCAUAAAAAUGCUUGAAUGCACGGAUACCAUAGCCCUCCUUGGUUAUUCUCAAAAUCCAUCUUUCCCAACAUGGCUAGAAAGGAUAAAGUAAUUUUUUCCCAUCCAGGCAAGGAUGAACCUGAAGAGGAGAGGACCAGGCUUAUAUGUGCAAGCUCUGCCUGUAAGCAAGAAUCGUGGAAAAUGUGGGUUCUUGAUUAUGUGUGGAACUUACACAUCGGCAGGAGCCUCAUUUCUGACUUGCCCCUUUUCAUGUCGAGUAAUCAGUGAAGAAAGGUGCAGGGUUGGCUGCCCUUUCUAAACCUGUUGACCAAGAUGGAUCGGAGAAUGACCUAUAUAGAUGCAUAAAAUAAGAAAAAUAGCUUGCUGGAUUUUGGACUCAUUUACUUCAGUUAAUUUAUUGUUAACAGCUUUGGGAGAAAAUGACCUCUGUAUUCUGCCAGUUUUUAAAGAUACACAUCUUUUAAAUACAUUUUUAGAAUAAGGGAUUACAUUACAAAUGUAGUCUUGUUACGACCCCAAGGAAGAAUGCUGUCAAAGGCGACCACAACGAUGUUGGGGCCAUUUAAAAUGUUAAAGAUUUGCCAUCACCUGGUUACAGUGCUGCAGUCCUAUACAAGUCUACUCGAAAUAAACCUCCCUGAUUUUGUGGGCUUUAUUGUUAGUUGAGGGGUGCAACCUAAAUGUUGGAGGAUGUGUGGGAAUCAGUGCAGUCUUACGCAUGCCUCCAGAAAAAGAGUUGACAGAGCUGGCUCUUGGGUGAGUAGCGGUUUGCACCCUGAGUUUACACAGGAUUUCAUAUAGACAAUACCUUGAGGGCACGCAGGAGAAGGAGCCACAGCAUGUCUGCUCCUUAGAGGGGGUUAGGAAAGAAAGCAAAUGAGACUGAGAGUCAUGGCCGCCUUUUAACAGAUACAGGAGGAAGUAGAAGUCAGACCCCAUGUUGCAGAAUCAUGGGAUUUCUAAAAUGAGAGGUUUCUGCUUGGUUUUCAAGCAGUACAGAAGUGGUUGAGGCCAGCUCUAAUGGAGCAUAAAUUUAAUUCCGUGUUGCUGUUAAUAUUCAUUUGCACCGAUGUGAUGAUUAGUCCUAGGAAAAUAUGAAAAUGCAGAGAUACAUGUUUGGCAUCCUGUUUUGUGGAAUUUCUCUAAUACUCUUUUUUUACAGAAGGAAAUGCUGCUGAAUGUGCAUUUUUAAAAGCACAAUAAAGGGACAGAAUUAUUGAACAUAAAUAAAAUGUCCGUUCAAUAGUGAAUACGUACCACUGCCUUUACCUGGAGUUGUUAAUUCCCGGUAAAAUAGACCCAUUGAAUCUGCUGCUGAAUGGUGAGCUAACACUUAAAUAUAUCCUGUAUAUUCAGUGAGUCUGCCCUAGUUGGGACUAGCAGUUGGAUUGAGGUCCUAUGUAUGGAUUGUGUGUCCCAAGUAGCAGCAAUGGUAAUAAUCACUGAAUAGUGUUUGCCUAGUGCACUAUGAUAGCUAAAAAUGGGGCUCCGAGGAGGCAUUUUACCUCUUGAAGUACUCUAGGCAAGCGUUACAGGAUUCCUGUCUCCCCCCUGGUUGGUGGCUGCUGUAGGCAAAAUUGAAGAGGAUUCAGAUCAGAAGAGUGACAGCAAGACAGUUCUCAUUGAUAGCAAACUGUUUGGUUAGAUGUGACAAACCUGUUCUGUAAAGCACUUGUUUUGUGGUGCUGAGGAGAAAACAAGACUAUUCAAGCAUCCAACAUUUAUUCCAUAGGGGGAAGAUAGAGGAGAGUAAGCCAAUAGGGCUGCUUUGUAACUCCUCUACACUAGCUGGACAUCAUUAGCAGCACAAGCCCUAUAGCAUGUAAACAUUUACCCGUAAAAGUUAGCAUCCGUUAUAAGUGCUGAUUCACUGUUGAGUUUGGGAAGUAAUUUUGUUUGUUUUUUAUAGCAGGAUUCCAAAGGACAAAAACAGUAAAUAGUAGGAGUGGCAGCAAGUUGGGGGUGGGCGGGUGGAAACAUUACCAGCUUUUCACCCAGAGGAAUCUAGAUUUUUAGGAUUGGGGGGGUUGCUGGGUAGAAACUGCCAAGAAGCAGUGAACCAAAUAAAGGGGGGAAAAACAAAUAGGGAACUGGUCUCAUAAGGGACUGCAAUUCUCAGAGGGUAGAGACACAGCUGCCCACAGUCGAAACCUGGGAUAUCUUUCUAAGCAAGCAAAGAAAACCCCCUCAGCUGGAAAAGGGGCCUUGCCUCUGCCAUCAAAAGGCAAUUUACUUGGGCAGCUAUAUAUUCGUUGCAUAAAUUUGGCAAGGCGUUAUGAUUUCUAAUCAUGCAAUGUCUUCUUGAGUUUUGUUAUAUUUGUUUUGUCAUUGAUGGUUUUAAGAGCCUUCUUUUAAUUUGCAAUUUAAAAAAAAUAUUUUCAGUUAUAUGACACUGAUAAGGGAAAAUGUGGAGCAUAGAUUGGCUUUAUUUCUUUUUGUGAUUACAGCCAUCUAAAUAAAAAUGGAAUUACAGCUCAA